AUGUUGGAAGAGCAGCGUACGCAUAAUGAAAAUUUGGUGCGUAGUAGCAAUAAUACCAUUGAAAGUACAAUCAAAAGCAUAAUUUCGUUUGCUGCUAAACAUUCAGAGGCUGAUAUUCUUCUUGCUGAUGUAACGAAUAAAUAUUUUUACUACACUCGCACUCGAGGAUUAUUUCGGAUCUGUUUUCCAAAAGAGAGACCACCAGUUAGUACAGUACCUACAUAUUUAUCACCAAUUGAAACACACUGCUCAAAUAUUGAUUAUUUUCCUGUACUGGAUGACGAUAAACUUUCGAAUGAAGAUGCUACAUCAAGGUUACAUCUAGCUAGAUCUUGUGUUGCUCUAUAUAUUAUAAGUUUCUUAACCUUAUUUUGUGCAUUUUGGACGGGACUUUCUGGAUGCUGGAAAAGGUCAUCUGGAGCAAUUACAGCAACGUCAAUAUUGCUAUUAGCAUCUUGUCUACUUGCGGCUGGUGCAAUGGGCUUAUGGCAUACUGUGGAAUUUUUUGAAAGAGAAAAGGUUGUCGGCGAAGAUUUUUUUCAACAAUGGAAUACGGUUUUAAAAGAUAAUACCAAAAUUGUGUACGAUUGGUCUUAUGCAGUGGCAUGGGCUGGAAUAGCAACAUGUCUUCUCGCUGCUAUUUUACUUUCUGGAGCUGCUGUAUGCCUACGAAAUGAACGUGAAAAAGAAGAGCAAUUAAACUUACAGUACUUGAUGCCAGGUAAUAUUAAAUAA
Messenger RNA from Teleopsis dalmanni, 735 nucleotides. RefSeq lists its product as uncharacterized. The transcript has 5 exons. NCBI's taxonomy places the organism in Eukaryota, Metazoa, Arthropoda, Insecta, Diptera, Diopsidae. The coding region runs from base 1 to 735 and encodes 244 amino acids. The record is from RefSeq and is a predicted model, not a curated record. Gene Ontology annotation, cellular component: membrane.